This is a messenger RNA of Haemorhous mexicanus (house finch), 1632 nucleotides long. It is a transcript of the gene KIFC1, whose product is annotated as kinesin family member C1. NCBI's taxonomy places the organism in Eukaryota, Metazoa, Chordata, Aves, Passeriformes, Fringillidae. The transcript has 11 exons. The coding region runs from base 16 to 1632 and encodes 538 amino acids. Gene Ontology annotation, biological process: microtubule-based movement. The record is from RefSeq and is a predicted model, not a curated record. Gene Ontology annotation, molecular function: ATP binding; microtubule binding; microtubule motor activity.
GCUGCGCGGGACAAGAUGGCAGCGGAGCUUCCGGUCGCUCCGGCUGCGCUCCCGGGGCUGCGGCCGGAGCCGGGGCCGGCGUCGGCCUCAGUGUCGCGGUCGCGGUCGCGGCUGGGGCCGGAGUCGGCCUCAAGGCCGCGGCUGGGUCAGGCGCCGCGGCCGGGGCCGGCGUCGCGGCCGGUGCCGCGGCCGGGGCUGGCGCCGGAGUCGGGGCCGGGCCCGGAGCCAGCCCCGGGGCCCUCGCGUCCGCCGGCGGCCCGGGGCCAGGAGAAGCGGGCCCGGCCGGAGGGCCCGCCCGCGGCGGCUCCCCAGCAGAAACGAUCGCGCCCCGCGCUCGGGACCGGAGCAGCCAAGGCCCCGCCCCGAGCUCCGCUGCGCAGCCUGUGCCCCGCCGCGGCGGCCGGGAAGAACAAUGGCCCCCGGAAGGCGGCGUCAGUGGGACCUGCUCCUCGGACAGGCUCCGCCACCAGCACGGGCGCCAAGGGCGCCUCCAAGCGGUCGCCGUGGGACCUGCGCGGCAAAGUGGGGUACCUGCGGGAGGCGCUGCGGCAGGCCCAGGAGGAGCGGCAGGAGCUGGAGGUGUGCGUGGGCCAGCAGCGAGAGCGCCUGCAGCAGCAGGAGAGGGAGCUGGCAGAGAGGGAGACCCGCGAGAGCAGCCUCUGCGCCAGCAUUGGCUCCCUGGAGGCGGAGGUGUCUCAGUGCCGUGAGGAGCUGCAGACGAGCCGGCGCCAGCUGGCGGCUCUGGAGGCCGAGCAGAGGCAGCUGGAGGCCGAGAAGCAGCAGCGGGAGCAGGAGAGGGACACGGCCCUGGCCCAGGCACAGGCGCUGACCAAGGAGCUGGACAGCGCUUGGGUGCAGCUGCAGGAGACGCAGCAGCAGCUGCAGGAGAAGCUGCAGGAGUUCUCAGUGCUGCAGGAGCAGGAGGCCUCGGAGAGGGCACUGCUGGCUGUGUACGAGGAUCGCAUCCUGCAGCUGGAGAUGGAGCGGCGCCGCCUGCACAACGACAUCCAGGAGCUCAGGGGGAACAUCCGCGUGUUCUGCCGCGUGCGGCCGCUGCUGCCCGAGGAGGAGCAGCGCCAGCUGGGGCUGCCCCACCUGCACUUCCCCAGCGAGGACCCCCGCAGCCUGCUGCUCACCCGGCCCGACGACUCCCAGGUGGGCCGGGAGCGGCGCGCGGAGCUGCGCUACAACUUCAGCUUCGACCGCGUCUUCCCGCCCCUCGCCUCCCAGCAGGACAUCUUCGAGGAGAUCCAGCUCCUGGUGCAGUCGGCCCUGGACGGGUUCCCCGUGUGCAUCUUCGCCUACGGGCAGACGGGCAGCGGCAAAACCUUCACCAUGGAGGGCCCGGCGCCCCCGGGCGGCGCCGAGUCGCGGGGCAUGAUCCCGCGGGCCGUGCGCCAGCUCUUCCUGGGCGCCCGCGACCUGGCGGGCAAGGGCUGGCAGUACGUGUUCUCGGCCAGCUACCUGGAGAUCUACAACGAGAGCCUGCGCGACCUGCUGCUGGCCCGCGGCGAGCCGCCCCCCGAGCUGGAGAUCCGGCGCCUGGCGCCCAACAGCGACGAGCUGCACGUGCCCAACCUCACCUGGGUGCCCGUGCAGAGCGAGGAGCAGGUGGAAAUGUUGAGGUUCUAG